UCCUUUGCCCCCAUUGCCCUCUUCAAACCAGCCCUGCCCCUUCCUUGCGUCUCCUUUGGAAUUAUCCUGUUUUGUUAUUGGCCCUCUUCGCUUUCAAUCCUACACCUUGUGGCGUCAUCUUGGGGAAAGGGCGGGUUCUCUCCCUCCCACCAUUCCCGGACCAUGUCCUCUUCUUUGAUUGGUUAUUUGUGACGCCUGUCCAGAACAUCCUACCUGAACCACCUUUGUCUACUGCAGCCAUGGUUCGACUGUCUGCAUCUUCUUACGUAGGCUAUCCACCUGAUAAGCCUUUCCUUAAUUCGGAUAUACGACGCUCUCCACAAAAACCAACGUGUGCCUAUCCAGAAAGCAAUAGCAGAGCCAUAUUUUCUGCACUGAAGAAUCUUCAAGAGAAGAUUCGACGUUUAGAGCUUGAACGGAUUCAGGCAGAAGAAAGUGUGAAAACCUUGUCUAGAGAAACAAGUGAAUACAAGAAAGUGCUGGACGAACAAAUACAAGAAAGGGAGAACUCAAGGAAUGAAGAGUCAAGACACAAUCAAGAACUGACGUCCCAGUUGUUAGCUGCAGAAAGCAAAUGUAAUCUUUUAGAAAAACAAUUGGAAUACAUGAGAGACAUGAUAAAGCAUGCUAAAAAUGAGAGGACAACUGUCUUGGAAAAACAGAAUUCAAUAGAGAGAGACCAGCAGCAGGGUCAAAUGCAUUUUGAGAACCAACUUGAAAAACUGGAUAUACUUGAGCAGGAGUAUAACAAACUUACUGCCAUGCAGACUCUUGCAGAGAAAAAAAUGCAGGAACUGGAAUCAAAACUCCGUGAAGAAGAACAGGAAAGAAAACGUAUGCAGGAAAAAGCAGCACAGUUGCAGACUGGAAUAGAAACAAAUAGACAGUUGUUUGAGGAAAAGAUACCAUCUUAUUCUACCAAUGUAAGAAGAAUGAAGAAAAAGAAAACAAAACAGCCAGACAAGAAAUCCCCUAGGAACCAUUUUCAUGUACAGCCACAUUACAGGUUGUGCUUGGGUGACAUGCCGUUUGUAGCUGGAAAGUCCACUACCCCUAGUCAUGCAGUGGUAGCCAAUGUACAACAUGUUUUACAUUUAAUGAAGCAGCAUAAUAAAGCCUUAUGCAAUAAUCGUGUGGUCAGCAGCAUUCCCCUGGCAAAGCAGGGGUCUCCUCGAAAUGGUAAAGACAGGAAGUUAUCAGCAUCAUCCUCUUCUUCCUCCACUUGUCACGAAGAGUUAUUUGAAGUCUUACAGACAUUACAGGAUGAAUUUGGACAGAUGAGUUUUGAUCACCAACAACUAGCCAAACUUAUCCAGGAAACACCAACUAAUGAACUGAAAGAGGACCUCGAGCGGGAACUUGAGGAAUUAGUGGAAAGGAUGGAAGCUAAGGCUAAUCAAAUAACUAAAGUUCGAAAACAUCAGGCCCGGCUGGAGAGACAGAUGAAGGAGCUAAAGGGUAGCAAAAAGUGUUUGGAGGAUCAAGAAGGCAACAGCAAGUUCUAUCCUGGAGUCACUGGGAGCUCCCCAAAGAAGGACUCUAUUUCCGUCAAACGGAACCCUGGAGAGAAAAGCCGUCGAAACCUUCAGUUGUUAAAGGACAUGCAAACCAUACAGACUUCGAUUCAAAAAGAUAACUUAGGUUGGGAAUAUUGAUUGGUACUAGGUCGAAUGUUUUAUUCAUAUAAUUUAUAUUUUGUCAUAUGUUGACAAUUCACAUAUUAAAAAUAGCAUAUUCUUAUACUUUUUUGAGGGACUAAUACUUGUGCUGAGGACCACUGUUUUAAAUAGCUCCAGUAAAGGUUGAAUAGUUUUACUGGAAACAUAAGAAGCCACAUUUUACUGAAUUCCCUUUGGCAAAUCUUGCUGUACUUGUGCAAUGCACUUUGUAAACAAACUCCCAGGUUUUUAUUUGUGGGUGUUUUUUUAAAAAUUGUGUCUUCUGUAGCUGAAUUAAAAUUAAGUUUAAAUUAUCUAAAUUCAAAGCUAAAAAUGUGUAUGUAGAAAGUUAUCAGCACUGCUUGAAAAGUCUCAUAAACCUUACCCCAAGGUAUUUUCUCCAUCUGCAACCCCCAGAAGUACUUUAUUUUGCUACUGAUGGAGGCUUUCUGAAUUUUAAAUCUUUUGAAUAUUUUCUUAUCCCAGUUCAUAUUGUAGAAUAGGACUUUACUCAUUAAUGAUUAAAAUCAUUUUUUCCCCUUCUCCACUGGUAUGUUAUCUCAGUAGCUCGUUAGUUUACCAAAAAAAAAAAGGCAAAAAUUCAAUUUUUUAAAACCAAAACACACAAUUUGUUU
This is a messenger RNA of Vombatus ursinus (common wombat), 2293 nucleotides long. RefSeq names its product centrosomal protein 57 (gene CEP57). The transcript has 11 exons. The record is from RefSeq and is a predicted model, not a curated record. The coding region runs from base 240 to 1655 and encodes 471 amino acids. NCBI's taxonomy places the organism in Eukaryota, Metazoa, Chordata, Mammalia, Diprotodontia, Vombatidae. Gene Ontology annotation, molecular function: gamma-tubulin binding; identical protein binding; microtubule binding. Gene Ontology annotation, cellular component: centrosome.